UGUGGGAUCGGAUCCCUGCAGCCGAUUGGUCAGUCAACUGCUCAGGCGCGAUUUUGCAACGCGGGACAACGCUCCUGUGGGCGCACACAGGUCAGUUCAGACAACCCGCUGCGACAAGAAGGAAACUUACCAUCUUCAUAUCUGACUGUAUCUUUUGCGGAUACUUUGUAGCGAAGUACGGAUCCGAUAUUUUUUUCUAUUCCUCUUUGGAAAUGAAGGACAUAUUCACUCCAGAUUGAAAAGGCGCACUUUUUUUUUAGACUUUUAGUCCUACUUAUUGAUUGUUAAAAUAAUCAAUUAGAGUUAGAACUUUUACAGUUUUUGCGACUAACACCGGAGUUCCGACACCCAUACAAUGGCCGAUAACAAGCAUCCGCACGUUAUUUUCUGCAACGACUCGCCCAAAAGAGUUUUGGUGUCCGUAAUCAAGACCACCCCGAUCAAGCCCAGGAAAGCGGAGGCCCUGACGCCGACAAGCCCCGGUUUCAGCGACUUCAUGGUCUACCCGUGGAAAUGGGGGGAGAACGCCCACAAUGUGACUCUGAGCCCAGGCUCAGUGAGCGGGGCUUCGUCACCUACCGGGACCCAGACGGCCAGGGAAGCGGACACGGCUCCUUCACCAGACCAGAUCAGGGAUGGUAUCCGCAGAGGGCGUCCACGGGCUGACACUGUCCGGGAGCUCAUAAGCGAGGGGGAGACUUCGUCCAGCCGUAUUCGCUGUAACAUCUGCAACCGAGUGUUUCCCAGAGAGAAGUCUCUUCAGGCUCACAAGAGGACACACACAGGAGAGAGGCCCUAUCUGUGUGAUUACCCAAAUUGUGGGAAGGCGUUUGUCCAGAGUGGUCAGCUGAAGACGCACCAGCGGCUGCACACUGGGGAAAAGCCCUUUGUCUGCUCGGAGAAAGGAUGUGGCAAUCGGUUCACGCAUGCCAACCGUCACUGUCCCAAGCAUCCUUUCUCUCGUCUGAAGAGAGAGGAACCAAAGGAGGGCCUGGGGAAGGCCCAGUCUGUGGAUAACAAGGCUGUGGCAGAGUGGCUGGCAAAGUACUGGCAAACCCGUGAGCAGCGUGCCCCUACAACCACCAAGGUGAAGCCACAGGGCAAGGCAAGAGCAGAGGACCAGGAGCAGCAGGAUCCCAUGGAGUUUCUCCAGUCUGAUGAAGAGAACGGGGAAGAGGAAGAGGCCGCAGAGGAGGAGAAAGGCAGCCAGGGAGGAGGAGCCGCCAAGCGUCGCCUCCAGGAGCAACGAGAGCGUCUCCACGGUGCUCUGGCACUCAUUGAGCUGGCCAACAACCUGUCUGCCUGAACACCCACCCACUUCCCCUUCCUGGAUUCUCAUUCCCAUACCUCCAUUCCCAAUCCGCCUUCCUGCAGUAUGUGCUGUAGCUAGAAAUUGCUCAUAAAUGCAGAUCAAUGACUAGUUUAGUUUAUUCUAUCAAGUUGUGAAAGCAGACUUUAAGAAAGAGCUGAAUUGGCCUGAGAUCAGUGUUAUGCACAGCAUCAUCUAUUCCCCCUCACAGCACCAGGAAGGCACAAGCUAAAGCACCUUAUUCAGCUUCCAUUUUAUCCUUUUAGGCUGCUAUAAUUGUAGAUUUGACGAUAUGAAGAAUGUCUUUCUUUCUUCUGUCUUCUAAAGGCAAAGAAAGAAUACCUAUUAUGUUUUGAUUUGUUUUGUUUGCACUUUGAUGGUAACGAGUUUUUAAACUAUGUUGUGAGUGUAACAGAGUGUGUAUGACUGAUGUAUAUAUGGAUUAAGCUCAGAUGGACAGAAUGAUACAGGGUGUGGUCAAUAUAGGAAAUGUUAACUGUCAGAUGGCCUCUCAUCAUGCUCCCAGGUUUCAUCUCCAGCAUUGUAAGCACAAUUUCACAGCCACUAAUGACAGUAGUGGUGGUAGAAAUGGACUGAGAAAGGUUCCGAUAGGCUAGUUAAAGCCUCACCUAUACAGCACUCUCCAAGAAGUGUGUAUAGGUGGACGAAAGGAGACAAAACAAGUCAGGGGCGCUGGAUCAGUCUGGCAUCUAACAUGGUCAUUUUUAUUUAGAGAAUGAGGUGAUCAUUGCAAGCCUAAUCCAGAGGUCUGGUUAGGCACAAGACUUUAAACAAUCCAAACUUUGACAGCUUCACCACUUGUCUCAUUAUAUACACAUAAUCGUAUCCGCAUGACAUUACGAAAGGUGCAUGGGAAAAGUCCAUCUCAAGCUGACUAUACUGCCUUCUGGAUUUAGUUAAGUAUUACAUCUAAGUAUUACAACUAACUCAUUUUGUACAAUUUUUAAAAGGUCCAGAGUACCUUUUAGGACAUGCCAUAUUUCCAUUUUAACAGCCGAUUUCCUCAUAGAUACAAGAAACGUGUGUAAAACCUGCAGGCCUAAAGUUAUUUUCCAACCAUAAGGGAGAUUUGUUUUGUUGUUGUUGUUUUUUUUUAUUAUUAUUUUUUUAUUUUACAAUGGAUGAUGUCAGUCAUCUUUUAUAUUAAAGGGUGGCAGACCAGUUAUAAUACGGGCAUAGCAUCAUAGUAGUGUGUGGUGCAUCAUCUCAUUUCAAAGGUUAAAUUAUGAGAUAUUUAUUAAAUCAUAUUGUUCUUCUGGCUAACAUUUUGUUCAACUGAUAGCCCUGGAAUCAUUUGAUGUGUGAAAAGAAAUAUUCUGGCAUCAAGUUUUAAAAACAAAUCAAUUUAGAAUAUGUCACAUAAAUUUAGACAUACCAUUGAUUUUGAUUAAGCACUUACACCCUUUAUUAAGUCUUGGAUUAAGCUUGCAAUGCACUGAAGAUAAAAUUUGUUGUACGUGUCCAGGAAAAUGGCACCUGUUUAUCAUGAAUGGAUUUGUGUAGUGCUGGGUGUUUUUCCUUUUAUAUUUUUUUUCUUUUUUUUUUUUCUUUUAAUAGCAACACUACAUCCUUCAACACUGUAAGAAGCCUCUCAUAAAUGCCCUGCCUCUAGUUUUGGGGAAACCUGCACCAACAACCUGUCACUCUGUCACUCUAGCUGUGAUGUUUGAAUCUGUUUGAUUUACAAAUUACCCUUGUGGAGUUGCAGUGAAACUGGAAGGCAAGUGAAUUGUCGAUAAUCAAAACACCAAAUGAUUUAUUGUACCCAAUUAUAUUUUGAAGCAUUUCUAACCCUUAGUCUAUUUUGUGGUUUGAGAAGAGUAUGGCAUUUAAUAUAUACACAUUGUUAGAAUACUGAGUGUGCACAAUUUGUGGAGAGCUUUGAAGUUUAAUUUUAGUAUCUGUUUUCCCCUCUGCUAACAUCCUCCAACAGUUUUCAUGUUUGUGACAUGUAUAGAGUGAUCCUGCUUGCUUGGUAGAUAUUUUAUUACACAUUUCAAAAGGUAAGAUUUCUCUGACAGGCUGUCCACACUGUUAUAUAACUGUUGGUUUUCAAUAAACAUUCACUGAACCUGA
This is a messenger RNA of Siniperca chuatsi (mandarin fish), 3406 nucleotides long. RefSeq names its product zinc finger protein 367 (gene znf367). The record is from RefSeq and is a predicted model, not a curated record. The coding region runs from base 356 to 1306 and encodes 316 amino acids. Gene Ontology annotation, cellular component: nucleus. NCBI's taxonomy places the organism in Eukaryota, Metazoa, Chordata, Actinopteri, Centrarchiformes, Sinipercidae. The transcript has 5 exons.